Molecule: messenger RNA, 1341 nt
Organism: Symbiodinium sp. CCMP2592
Lineage: Eukaryota; Dinophyceae; Suessiales; Symbiodiniaceae
Source: the annotation of a GenBank genome assembly
AUGGGAGAAGUGGGGGUGGAGGGUUCGAAGGAUCAGACACCUGGAGAUCAGAGUUCGGAGGGCGAGGACUCUCACGAUGAGGAGAACGGCGACAUCUCGGCAGACCAUGGGCAAGAAGAGUCCUUGCCACCGGAACGCAUCGUGCUGGUGGUGAUGAUCUGUGUCAUCCAGGGAUACACACUUGUGGGCCCCCUGCAGCAUGCGUUCAAGCAGUCUUUGCACAUCAGCGAUGACAGCCCCAAUGGACGCAUCUUUACCCAGGCUGCUGCGCUCGUCCAGUGGUUCAAGUGGAGUAUGACACUGGCGCAAAACUUCUUGUUACAGUGUCUUUCUGUCAAGGCGCGUGUCUAUCUGUCAAUGGUAUGUAUGAUGCUGGGUUGCUUGAUCCCACCCGUCUUCAUAUACUCGCUCGGGCACUUGUGGAUUGGAUGGGCAUUUCUGUCCUUCGGCCUCGUCGGAAUGUCGCUGGGGGUCUUUGAAGUUGCCUACCUCAACGUGAUCACCCCACUCGGACCUUUGACAAAGUCCUGGGCGAUCAUUGGCUUCCCGGCAUCGUUUGCAAUUAUUAAUGUGAUAGGAUUCACCCUUGUCUCUUUCGGCAUGCCUGUCGCCGUCCUGUUUUGGUACAUUGUUCUGUGCAUGCCUAUUGGGCUUAUCAUCUUUGCGAAGCGGAUCGUCCCUAAGCUCCGUGACGGAUCUGUGGAGUCGGGACCAGCGGCCAGUGGGCAUGUGCUCAAGAGCAACAAGCAGGCAAAAGUGUGGAAUUCUGUCCGGCAUUGGUAUUCAUGGGUGCCAGUCUUGUGCCCAUACAUCCUUGCGCACUUCGUCACGGACUUUGUAAUGGAAGGUGCUCUUCCUGCCAAUUUCAACACAUUCAACUCUGACAAGGUACCACUCUUCGGACCGACAGAUGACCACCUCAUGGAUAAACACCGCUUCUUUGUGGUAUUCUUCGUUUUCGUUGGGCUGAGUGAUAUGGCGAGCCGUCGCUUUGCGUACUGCUUUGCUUUGGAUACCUUAUUCAAGAACAUUGUUGCCUUGUGCUUUGGUGUGACAUGCAGUGUACUCGGCAUGUGUCUCACAAUCCUUGGGAUUGGAGCAGUCAGCUGGGCCUCUGCUGCGCUGACUUUCUUCGGUCAAGGAUUCAACUAUGCUGUGGCUUCCAAGUCCAUCGACAAGUUCAUUCCAAGGGAGCACAACCUAGCAGCAUACUCCCUUUGGAUGUUCAUCGGGAGUGCCGGUGCCAUAGCAGGUAGCACUCUUGUGGAUCACAUCAGGUUCUGGAUUUGUCGAGGGGAGGUCUAUACCCACCAAUGUUUGGACCAUGUCCAUGGACACUAA